This is a messenger RNA of Solanum stenotomum, 1239 nucleotides long. Its product is annotated as probable leucine-rich repeat receptor-like protein kinase At1g35710. The record is from RefSeq and is a predicted model, not a curated record. The coding region runs from base 1 to 1239 and encodes 412 amino acids. Gene Ontology annotation, molecular function: protein binding. The transcript has a single exon. Lineage: Eukaryota; Viridiplantae; Streptophyta; Magnoliopsida; Solanales; Solanaceae.
AUGGCCCACGAAAACGAUAUUACUUAUUAUAGAUGCCUUAUCAUUCUCUUCACAGUUACUUUUGCUUCCACUGAGAAAGCAACUGCUCUCCUGAAAUGGAAAGCAACUUUCCAAAACAAAAAUAAUUCCUUAUUGGCUUCAUGGACACUAAGUACUGAUGCAUGCAGGGGUUGGUAUGGAGUUAUAUGCUUUAACGGUCGGACAAACAGGUUGAAGAUUACUGAUGCUGGUGUCAUUGGUACACUCCAUGAUUUUACAUUUUCAUUUCUCCUGUUUCUUGAAUAUGUUGAUCUUAGCAUGAACCAGCUCUCUGGUAUCAUCCCCCCUACAAUAGGAAACCUAACUAAUCUUGUCUAUCUUGACAUGUCGAUCAACAAGAUUUCAGGCAAAAUCCCACCUCAAAUCGGCUCACUAUCAAAGGUUGAGACCCUCGUCAUCUUUGACAACCAUGUAAAUGGUUUCAUUCCUGUUGAAAUUGGGAAGAUGAAGUCACUUGAGGUUUUAGACUUACAGAGGAACAAUCUUUCUGGUCCGAUUCCAAUAAAUCUAGGUGACUUAACUGAGCUCGAAAGUUUGCACCUUUAUUCUAACCAACUUUCUGGUCCCAUUCCUAGUGAAUUAGCAAAUUUGAAAAAUCUUUUUGAUCUGGAGCUAUGCGAUAAUCAGCUUGGUCGUUCAAUCCCAAUAACUUUAGGUGACUUAACUCAGCUCAAAAUUUUGUACCUUUAUUCUAACCAACUUUCUGGUCCUAUUUCUAGUGAGUUGGCGAAUCUGGAAAACCUUAAUGAUCUACAUUUAUUCUAUAAUCAGCUUAGUGGUUCAAUUCCUGCUUCCUUUGGCAAUUUGAGAAACUUGCACUCACUACAUCUCGGUGAUAACAAACUUUCUGGUUCAAUUCCAAUAACUAUAGGUGACUUAACCGAGCUCAAAAGUGUGCAAUUUUAUUUAAACCAACUUUCUGGUCCCAUUCCUAGUGAGUUGGGAAAUUUGAAAAAACUCACUUAUUUGGAUUUAUCUGAUAAUCAGCUUAGUGGUCCAAUUCCCAUUUCCUUUGGUAAUUUGAGAAACAUGCGGUCACUAUAUCUCGGUACCAACAAACUUUCUGGUUCCAUUCCAAAAGAAGUUGCAUAUAUGGAUAACUUGGUUGUCUUAUCAAUAAGUUACAAUGAAUUUUCAGGCCAUUUGCCAGAGCGGCUUUGCAAAGGUGGGAAACUUGAGAACUUCAAAUCUUUUACGUAA